Messenger RNA from Acanthopagrus latus (yellowfin seabream), 1394 nucleotides. Its product is annotated as olfactory receptor 142-like. Gene Ontology annotation, molecular function: olfactory receptor activity; G protein-coupled receptor activity. The record is from RefSeq and is a predicted model, not a curated record. The transcript has a single exon. Gene Ontology annotation, biological process: G protein-coupled receptor signaling pathway. Bases 462 to 1394 code for a protein of 310 amino acids. Gene Ontology annotation, cellular component: membrane. NCBI's taxonomy places the organism in Eukaryota, Metazoa, Chordata, Actinopteri, Spariformes, Sparidae.
GUGAAACGGCAUUUAGUUGGUUGAAAACAUUGUUUCUAGUUGAGUCUCUGUUGUUGACUCAUAUGAAACAUUGCAAGGGUCUGGUACGCAUGUAUUCAUUUAUAUCCAUUCAAGCAGACUGCAAGCAAACUGCAUAUAAUUUUAGUGGAUGAGAGCAGAACGCCCUUGCCUUUAUAGAAUAAAUAGCCUACAGUCUGCCAAAGAAAUCCUUUUCAAAGAAAAUAAUACAUAUCAGAGUUGUUUGAGAAUUCAUCCUUUCCAAAUGCCAUAAAGUUCUAUAUUGUUAUUUUCAUGCACUGUGUUUACAGUAGAUUGCAACAUCCUGAAAAUAAGAUAACUGAUUGGUUGGUUUGAUUUCUAAGCGUGUGUCGAUGUAGUCAGACAAGAUAGUAAUAAGUGAGCAGAGAGAGCAGACACUGUUAGGGACAGAGUUACUCUUCACAGGAACACGUUUUCUAACCAUGAUUGAUAAUGUUUCUCAAAUAAGAAUAUUUUUUCUUUCAGGUUUAAAUGAAACAAAUAACCACAGAUUUAUUCUCUUCGAUCUCACUUUAAUGUGUUACUGUGUGAUUUUGCUUGUAAAUAUUACUGUUAUUGUGACCAUCAUCAUGGAUAAAAACCUGCAUGAACCAAUGUACAUAUUAAUAUGUACUUUUUGCAUGAAUUCACUUUAUGGGACAUCUGGUUUCUACCCCAAGCUUCUUUGGGAUCUGCUUUCUCCUGUUCAUGUCAUCUCUUAUUCUGGAUGUCUUGUUCAGGCUCAAGUAGGUGGCUCGUUCGUGUGCAGUGAACUUACUAUUCUUUCAGUCAUGGCGUAUGACAGAUAUGUGGCUAUAUGUCGACCACUGGAGUACCACUCUGUCAUGUCAAAGCAAAGACUCAUUAUGUUAGUGUGUUACUCUUGGAUAGCACCUUUUUGCAUAAUAGGCAUAAUUAUUUUCCUAACAUCUAGACUGAAGUUAUGCAGCCCAUAUAUCGACAAAUUUUUUUGUAUGAACUGGAUGAUUGUUAAACUUGCUUGUUUCCCAGCUGAAACUGCUAUAAACAGCAUAGUUGUAUAUAUCACAGCUAUCAUUUUUUUUUUUCAUGGAUUUUUCAUAGUUCUAUCCUACAUGUAUCUCAUUAAAACAUGUGCAAGUUCGAUUGAAAACAGGUCAAAGUUCAUGCAAACAUGUGUGCCACAUUUAACCUCUUUAUUUGUUUUUCUUGCAACUGUGCUUUUUAAUGUAAUUAUUAUGCGAUUUGGGUCAAAAGAUCUCCCUUCAGCCUUUAAAAACUUUGUUGAAAUAGAAAUUCUUGUCAUACCUCCCUUAAUGAAUCCAUUAAUGUAUGGUUUCAAGUUGACCAAAAUUCGAAACAGAAUUCUGGUUGUCCUUACUUUAAAAAAUAAAUGA